AUGGCUUUUCUGCAGUUGGACAAUUUUCUUUGCUGGAAACUCAAAGUGGCGACAUUGGUCAUCUGCAUAUACGUCUGCGUCGUGGCCACUGUAGCUUCUCUACUGGAACUCCUGGACAUCAUAGCUUGGGACCCGUCCGGAAAUUUCGAAAUCAAAGGCGGCUUUGAAUCGUCGUGGAGGGCCCAUGCCUGGGAGGGAUGGCUGGCUUGCAGUAUACUGAUGUUCAUAGCACACCUCAUCGCCAUCUUCAUGUCUAGCCUCUUAAUUGUGGCCAUUAAAAUUUUUCCGACCUACUAUGAGUUUAAUAUUACGAAAUGGUACCUUGGCAUAUUCGUCUGUUACAUUUUAAUCGAACUUGGCACGCAGCUCUACAAAUAUUCAUACUAUGCUUAUAACACUUUUGUGGUGGGCGUCAUCAUUGUCUACUCCCGAAUAGCAGAGGUGGCCUAUGAGAUCAAGUUCGGCGAGAAGAGGGAUCUAUCCGGUUGGACGUCGAAGGCCAACCUCCUGGAUAUAACCGGAUACAGAUCCGGAGCCGUGACUCCCAGCGUUAGGAAAUAA
This is a messenger RNA of Helobdella robusta, 561 nucleotides long. RefSeq lists its product as hypothetical. The transcript is spliced from 5 exons. The record is from RefSeq and is a predicted model, not a curated record. Lineage: Eukaryota; Metazoa; Annelida; Clitellata; Rhynchobdellida; Glossiphoniidae. Bases 1 to 561 code for a protein of 186 amino acids.